ACGCGUGCGAGACCGCCAUCCUUCUAGGGGGCAAUGUGCGGCAAGGGCGCAUGCGGGUCGCCCGCUUUAUGGGGCAAUGUGAAACAAGAACCCAGCUUCUUUACUUUCAAGACAAAAACAGAAAUACCUGGAAAAACUUAGCAGGUCUGGCAGCAUCGGCGGAGAAGAACAAAGUUGGCGUUUCGAGUCCUCAUGAAUCUUCAACAGAACUAACUUGUUCCCUUGUGGGAUUGUUCUUGGGAAGAACGAUUGUUGACGCCCUGGCCUGGAAACAAAUGGUCUUUGUAGUUCGGGGUGGAUGACUAUCUAUCUGACCAUCUACAUCAAUGACUUAGAUGAAGAGACACAGAGUGAUGUAUCAAGGUUUGCUGAUGAUACUACACCAAGCUGCGGGGAGGACACAGAGAGGCUGCAAAGAGAUAUAGGCUCUUCUGGGAGGACCUUGUUUGCCCGGGGACACAAUGGGAAUCGCCCCUGGAGAACCAGGAUGUGGGCUCACCCUACUUUAAGGGGGCAGCCUACACACAUUGCCUACAGGCAACCCCGCAGUUGGGUCACAAUCGCGACUCACCGGACAGGUUCUGUUGCCAUCGCGGCAUUCUGUUGCCGCGCCAACGGUAUGUUAGGCGGGUCCUCGUCUACCUCGACACUCCAAAGCUUCCCCGACGGCCUUCCCGAAAGGAGCGUUGUACCUCAUUUGCCAAUGGACAGUCAAGAGAAACCCAGUAUAGAAACCGAAUCAGUUCACAUCGGGUCAGAGCAUGUUGGCAUCGGAAAGGCGAGCUGGAUACAAUGGUUCUAUUUCUUGCACGUCCAGAAGAAAAAGUGGUUCAUCCUCCUAUCCUUCGUUUUCUGCUUCGUUCACUUUGGGAUCUUGUGCAAUGACAUCAUAGCUCACUCGGUUACAGAGUCCUUUCUAAGUUGGAGCCACGCAUUCACUGUUGCGCUGCUGAUGUCGCACGUGGCUAGUUUUUACUGGGCUAUUUUGGGAGCUAUUUACUCCAUGCAGGGUGGAGUCAAGCACCUUUACCUCCUCGCUCUAUCAUCGGCCGUUCUGAAUUUCUGGGUCUUCCUGGGACGAACCUUGUUCGAGUUGGAAAUCAUCAAGUUCAGGGAGGAGGUCUACUGAUCCGGAGUGGAGCCCUGGUUGAGCGAAGAGGCGUCCCCACACCUAUCUCUGCUAUCUCUCCACACCAGUUACACCCCCCCACCGGACAGCUGUCUCUUUUUACCAGCCGCGUCCAGACUGCACUGGUCCCCACACCCCGCAUAGCCGCGCCUGAAGGAUUAUUUAACAGCGGGUGUCUAUAAUAAAGUGCGUUUUAUUUUUUGAGAUCCU
Molecule: messenger RNA, 1339 nt
Organism: Carcharodon carcharias (great white shark)
Lineage: Eukaryota; Metazoa; Chordata; Chondrichthyes; Lamniformes; Lamnidae
Exons: 4
Coding region: 299-1129 (276 amino acids)
Source: RefSeq, a predicted model, not a curated record